AUGGUGGGAGCCACUGUCGCCACGAACAACCGUCUCGCCGUCCGCAGUGACAGCAUCUUCAGUCUUCUCAGACACAUGGCGGCCGAGAGCCCCUUUGCGGAAGCUCUAGCUAUGUCUUCCUUGUACCGUAGUUUUGCAUCCAUGACCACUCCCAGGAUCUUGGCGCUCGACUUCGGCUUGACUACUUUUCCUUUGAUUAUGAACGGCGUGAACUCGAGCGCAUCCAGUGUUUUCGCCGCUUGCGCCACCACGGCCGCUGUCACUGCUAUUGUAGAAGAGAGCCAAGCCAUCCUCAACACCAAGAUCCAGGUCUUCCGCAAAUUCUGCAAAGCAUUCGAUCAAGUCGCGAACAGUUUAAGACCGGCCACGCGCUCCUCUUCGCAUAAGACAUCGCCCGCGAUUUCACAGAAAGAUCUGCUAUCCUCACGGGCGCCGAACCCCCUCGGCAACCUGCCCAAAGGCGAUCGUACGCCGCCGCACUCCAAGGACCCGAUGCCCUCCAGCCCAGGGAAGAGGAGGCGAAGGAGGCUGCUGGUUGAGGGAGGCGCUGUGGCCUUCAUCACCACGAUGCUGGGAGGAGGAAGAGGGACGAUAUUGAGAAGCAGAGUCGAAGAUCUUGGUUCGGGUAACGCCCGAUCGGCUGUCCACCAGAUCGAGAGCGGCGACCAAGCCAGUGUAACCAAUGCCCAUCUCCCUCUCAAUCUUCUCACUGCCCAGACCCCACUGGAACAUGAAGGCGCUCAUGCAGAGGCUCUCUCAAGUCUUGCCGAGAGCAUCAAUCAUCUUCUCGAUAUCAUCGCCGCCAAAGAUCCUGCCCCAGCCGCGGCGCAUGCGGCGCAUGGCGCCCUUGCACUUAUUUUCAAGGAACCUGCCGAGCAUCUAGUCGAGGAGCUGGAAGUCAGCCUGGGCGACGCGGAACUUCUCGCUCAGCUCCGAGAUGACAUCGGAGGGGAAGGACUGGUUCGUGCGAAUGCAUUCUACGAGGCCAGCUUCAAUGGAGAAGAGGAUCUCGCAAUUGUGGAGGAAAUCGUGAGCAAGAACGUCGAGACCGUGGGGCUGCUUGGAAAUGGUGCUGAGAUACUCGAGGAUGCGGAUCGAGACACAGUCACCAACAGAGGUGGCCUUGUAGCAGAGCUCUAG
This is a messenger RNA of Ilyonectria robusta, 1140 nucleotides long. RefSeq lists its product as uncharacterized. The transcript is spliced from 2 exons. The record is from RefSeq and is a predicted model, not a curated record. Bases 1 to 1140 code for a protein of 379 amino acids. NCBI's taxonomy places the organism in Eukaryota, Fungi, Ascomycota, Sordariomycetes, Hypocreales, Nectriaceae.